Odocoileus virginianus texanus is the source of this 6936-nucleotide messenger RNA. Lineage: Eukaryota; Metazoa; Chordata; Mammalia; Artiodactyla; Cervidae. The record is from RefSeq and is a predicted model, not a curated record.
CGGAAACGGAAUGCUUGGGACGAAGGUCAGUCUGCAGAGCGAGUUGACUGUUCUGAGUCCUUCCUGAGACAGUGUGCAGCAGAGGACUGUCUGUUCCACAUGAUUGACUUCUAAAGACUCAGUUAGACUGAGGAAGAAGCCUGGAAGAGCAAAGAAAAGGAGUCAGGAAUGGCUAUUUCUCAGGAACAGUUGACCUUCAAGGAUGUUGCUGUAGAAUUCUCUCAGGAGGAGUGGGAAUGCCUGGACCCUGCUCAGAGGGCCUUUUACAUGGACGUGAUGGUGGAGACCCUCAGGAACCUAAUCUCUGUGGAUAUCUCUCAUAUACAUGUGGUCAAGAAAUUACAACCAACAGCAAGCAGUGAUACAGGAGAUGCAUUCCAAACAGUGACAUUGGAAAGACAAAAAAGCCCUGAAAUGAAAUAUUUUUGCUUCACGGAAAUCCAGGAAGAUGACUCUGGGUGUCAGUGGAAGAAAAAUGAAAGAAAUUACAGAGGAAUGCCUGUAAUGUAUAAGGAAAAUGUAACUCACAGAAGAGAUCGACAAGGUAGGUGGGAUGCAGGAAAGAAGCCUAUUAAAAAUAGACUUGUGUUAAACUUUCAGGAUGAACUGCAUAUAUUUAAGAAAAAUAUUUACAAAUGUCAUGAAUGUGGCAAAUCCUUCAAUUAUGGCUCCUCCCUCAGUAGACACCUUCUAAUCCAUACAGGAGAGAAGUUAUAUAAAUGUGGUAUAUGUGGCAAUGUUUUUCGUCUAAAGUCACACCUUGUAAGUCAUUGGACAACUCACACUCGUGCGAAAAUUUACAAAUGUGAUGAGUGUGGUAAAACCUUUAAUCAUAGCUCCUCCCUCCGUAGACAUCAGAUAAGGCAUACAGGAGAGAAAGUGUAUAAAUGUGAUGUAUGUAGCAAAGUCUGUAGUCAGAAUUCCUCUCUUAAACGUCAUCAAAGAAUUCAUACUGGAGAGAGACCUUACCGAUGCAAUGAGUGUGGCAAAACCUUUAAUCGUGGCUCUCACCUCUCCACACAUGAGGUAAUCCAUACAGGCAUGAAAUUAUGUAAGUGUGAUGUAUGUGGCAAAGUCUUCAGUCAGAAUUCAUGCCUUAGAAUUCAUCGGAGAAUUCACAAUGGAGAGAAACCUUACAAAUGUAAUGAGUGUGGUAAGGUCUUCCGUCAAAAUUCACAUCUUGGAAGACAUCAGAGAAUUCAUACUGGGGAGAAACCUUACAAAUGUGAUGAGUGUGGCAAGGUCUUUAAUCAGUAUUCAAAUCUUGCAAGUCAUCAAAGAAUUCAUACUGGAGAGAAACCUUAUAACUGUAAUGUGUGUGGCAAGGUCUUCAGUCAAAAUUCAAAUCUUGUAAGUCAUCAGAGAAUUCAUACUGGUGAAAAACCCUACAAAUGUAAUGAGUGUGGCAAAUUUUUUAAUCAAAGAGCAUACCUUACAAAGCAUCAGAGAGUUCAUAUUGAAGAAAAGUCUUACAAAUGUAAUGAGUGUGGGAAGGUCUUCAGUCGAAAUUCAAAUCUUGAAAGUCAUCAGAGAAUUCAUACUGGAGAGAAACCUUUCAAAUGUAAUGAGUGUGGCAGGUUGUUUUCUCAAAAGCCAAACCUUGGAAAGCAUCAGAGAAUUCACAUGGGAGAGAAACCUUACAAAUGUCAUGAGUGUGGGGAGGUCUUUAUUUGGGGUUCAUACCUUACAGUUCAUCAGAGAGUACAUACUGGAGAGAAACCAUACAAGUGUAAUGAAUGUGGCAAGGUGUUUAGUCAGAAUUCAUACCUUGCAAAACAUCGCAGAAUUCAUACUGGAGAGAAGCCUUACAAAUGUAGUGAAUGUGACAAAGCUUUCAGUCAAAAAGGAAACCUUGCAAGUCACCAGAGAAUUCAUACUGGAGAGAAACCUUAUAAAUGUAACGAAUGUGGUAAGAUGUUCAGUAUUAGAUCAACCCUUGUCAGUCACCAGAUCAUUCAUACUGGAGAGAAACAUUACAAAUGUAAUGAGUGUGGCAAAACUUUUUAUUUUGGCUCACACCUCAUACAACAUCAAAUCAUCCAUUCAGGAGAUAAACCAUAUAAAUGUGACAUCUGUGGGAAAGUCUUUGGUCAAAAUUCAUACCUUGCAGUUCAUCGGAGAAUUCAUACUGGGGAAAAACCUUACGAAUGUAAAGACUGUGGCAAAAUCUUUAAUCACAGCUCAAACCUCAAGAGACAUCAGAUAAUCCAUACAGGACAGAAAUUAUGUAAAUGUGAUAUAUGUGGCAGAGUCUUCAGUUAUAAUUCAUACCUUGCAAUUCACCGGAGAACUCAUACUGGAGAGAAACCUUACAAAUGUAAUGAGUGUGGCAAGGUCUUCAAUCGGAAUUCAAAUCUUGCAAUUCAUCAGAGAAUUCAUACUGGAGAGAAACCUUACAAAUGUAAUGAGUGUGGCAAGGUCUUCAAUCGGAAUUCAAAUCUUGCAAUUCAUCAGAGAAUUCAUACUGGAGUUAAACCUUACAAAUGUAAUGAGUGUGGCAGCUGCUUUAGUCGAAAGGCGUACCUGGCAAAGCAUCAAAGUGUUCAUACGAAAGGAAAACCUUACAAAAGUAAAGACUGUUGAAAAGCCUUUACUUAAAUCUCAGCCGGCUUGAACCUUACCCAACAUCAGUUUAUCCAUACAGAAGAGAACAUGUUUAAUUGUGAUGUGUGUCGAAAAGUCUUUAGUCGACAUUCAGACCUUGCUAUUCAUCAAACAAUUCAUACUGCAGAGAAAUCUUACAAGUAUGACAAGUGUGGCAAAACCCUUUACCAUGGUUCAUAUCUUACAGUUCAUCAGAGAAUACAUACUGGAGAGAAACCAUACAAGUGUAAUGAAUGUGGCAAGGUGUUUAGUCAGAAUUCAUACCUUGCAAAACAUCGCAGAAUUCAUACUGGAGAGAAACCUUAUAAAUGUAAUGAGUGUGGCAAGGUCUUUCAUCACAAGGCCAACCUUGCAAGUCAUCAGAGACUUCAUACUGGAGAGAAACCUUACAAGUGUAAUGAAUGUGGCAGAGCUUUUAGUCAGAAAGGAAAUCUUGCAAGUCAUCAGAGAAUUCAUACUGGAGAGAAACCUUACCAAUGUAAUGAGUGUGGUAAGAUGUUCAGUAGUAGAUCAACCCUUGUCAGUCAUCAAGUGAUUCAUACUGGAGAGAAACAUUACAAAUGUAAUGAGUGCGGCAAAACCUUUUAUUUUGGCUCACACCUCAAACAACAUAAAAUCAUCCAUUCAGGAGAUAAACCAUAUAAAUGUGAUGUCUGUGGGAAAGUUUUUGGUCAAAAUUCAUACCUUGCAGUUCAUCGGAGAAUUCAUACUGGGGAAAAACCUUAUGAAUGUAAAGACUGUGGCAAAAUCUUUAAUCACAGCUCAAACUUCAAGAGACAUCAGAUAAUCCAUACAGGACAGAAAUUAUGUAAAUGUGAUAUAUGUGGCAGAGUCUUCAGUUUUAAUUCAUACCUUGCAAGGCACCGAAGGACUCAUACUGGAGAGAAGCCUUACAAAUGUAACGAGUGUGGCAAGGUCUUCAAUCGGAAUUCAAGUCUUGCAAUUCAUCAGAGAAUUCAUACUGGAGUUAAACCUUACAAAUGUAAUGAGUGUGGCAAGGUCUUCAAUCGGAAUUCAAGUCUUGCAAUUCAUCAGAGAAUUCAUACUGGAGUUAAACCUUACAAAUGUAAUGAGUGUGGCAGCUGCUUUAGUCGAAAGGCAUACCUGGCAAAGCAUCAGAGUGUUCAUACAAAAGGGAAACCUUUCAAAAACAAAGACUGAUGAAAACCUUUCAUUAGAUCUCAACUAUUACUCCACACCAGGUAAUAAAUACAAAGGGGAAAUCAUUUAACAUGAUAUAUGUGGGACUGUCUUCAUUCAUUCAAAAUCGACACUGUAUAUUCUUGGGAAAUUCAUAGUGGAGAGAAAUUUGCACAUGUCAUGAGAGUGGCAAAGCCUUGCCAUUAGAUAAUCUGUACUAGGCAGAAACUCUAGAAAUACGCUGAAUGUCUCAAAGUCUCCAGUCCACAUUGAUAACCUUAACAGGAACUGAAGUUUCAUUUUGGAGAGAAACCUGACAAGUAUUAUGAUGAGUUUCAGAAAUCAUCAGUGUAUUUUGAAACCUACCUUUCCAUCAGGUAAUCCACAUUGAUGAACAUUAAGGUUGUGUUUUAAAUUAUCAGGUGUUGCCAUCUUAGACUUCAUUGAAAAUAUCAUCCUGGAGAGAGAAAUCAGAUAAGUAUGUUUAGUUGACCAGCUCUUAGACAAGGAAUUCAUUCACCAAAGAUUUCUUUCUGGAGAUUAUUACCUCACAAAUGCCAGGAAUGGGCAAAACCUUUACUUGGGGCUCACAUUCUACCCAUCAUCAAAUAAUCUGUGCUGGAUAGAACAUUACAGAUGUAAUAAAUGGGGCAAGGUUCCAAAUUAGUGCUCACUCAUGACUUAAUGUUGGAAUAUUUAUCCUAGAGAGAAACCAUACAAAUAUAAUACGUGUGGCAAGGAUUUUAUCCAAAGAUAAGAUGGGAGAGUUACUGGAGUCCCUUAAAUGCAACAAGUGUGGCAAAAUCUUUACCUUGAGUUCAAGUAUGAGGCACCAGUGGAGAGUCCAUUGAAAAGAAACCUUACAGACAUAUGGGCAAAAGCUUUAUCCUAACUGCACAAUUCACCAGACUUCUCAUAUGUGUCUUUUGAGGGAAACCACACUAAUAUGUGCUAAGGCUUGUACCUGAAGAUGAAACCUCUGAAACAUAGAGGAUUUAGUUUGGAAAGCAGCGUUUCACAUGUAAUAAAUGUUGUGAAAAGUUUUUGUCAAGUAGCUCCACUUUUGAUGUAAUGAUAGAAUUCAUACAGGUUAGAAAUGAUAGCAAUUUACUGAAUGUGGAAAUAAUUUGAUGAAAUGAUGCAUCCUGAGAUUUCAUCACAAAGCUCAUGCUAUUGGGGAUAAUCCUUAACAAAUAUAAUGAAUUUGGUGAAUUUUUUGCAUAAUUCUUAAAUUAGCCUACGUAUCAGAGAAUCCAUAAUAGGAAUAAGUUAAGGCUUUAGUUCUCCCAAGAGUAAUGUGAGAUUGUUACGCACUUCAGAGUCAUUAGAAGUCACAGAAUGUUAAAACUUAGGAAAUGAUGUGUAUAUGACAUACAGAAGAACAUAUGUGUAAAUGGCCAAGUAUCUAACUGUGUAAAUGUUCUAUUGAGCUUUCUUGAACUCCACAUUACUAUUUAUGCCUUUCAACCUUAAUUUUGAAGUCUGUUGAUCUUACACUUUCAUUACAGGCCUUUGAUGAUGGUCCCUGGGAAGGAGUCAGUAAGGUGAAGGAGCCGGCUUCAUUAGGUGUGGUUCAUUCACAUCCAUGUUCCCUGGAAAAACAAGGACCCUGAAUUAUCAAAUUCAGUACUGUGUCAGCAUCAGGAAGGGCUCUAGAGAAUAGUGUAAAAUUGCUGUUGCUCAUCAUGCUUGUUAUAUUCAUGAUCCAUGGAUUGAUCACAGUGGACAGAAUCCUCUACUAGGUAACUGUGAGCAAAGCAGUAAGGACAUUAAGGGGCUUGACUAUUCAUGAGAGGAGAGGGACAUUUACUAGGGAUGGAUUAUGUCAUAGGAACAGUGCCCGAAAAAAGUUGGUGUUCUCCAUCGUAGGGGAAUAAGUGUUAUUUACAUCUGUGUGUUUUGUUUUGGCCACAUCAUGUGGCAUGCAUGAUCUCAGUUCCCUGGCCAGGAAUCAAGCCAGUGCUGCCUAGAGUGGGCGCAUACAAUCCUAGCUACUGGACUGGCAAGGAAGUCCCUGCAUCUGUGUUUAAUGAGAAAUUAGUCUUAUUCUUAGUAAUUGAAGGGAGAGCAGUUUAUGUGAGAGGAAAAUUUAAUUACUGGGUGAGGCUUGUUGGAGGUGAAGCUUAGAGUUUGAACUUCCAGUUUGUCUCAAAGGAAGGCAUCCUCUGGCUUUUAAAAAAAAAGUUUGUCCAGAUAGGCUGAAAAAGAAGAGGUUUUUCCUGAGCAUUAAAAGGUUUCAAUAAUCAAAUAGCAAAAAAAGGAGUUGGGAAUUCCAUGGCGGUUCAGUUGUUAGGACUCAGUACUUUCACUGCCAAGCUCACAGGUUCAGUUCAUGGUCAGGAAACUAAGAUCCCGUAAUCCCAGAAAAAAAAAAUUUUAAUGGAGUCAGACUUCAUAAAACACUGAGGCAGAGCCCUCUUGCCUACCAACUUAUGUCCCUCACAAGCAUCUACUUCUUGCCUGUCACUUUGCUUCUUGCUGUAUUCCUUCUGUGCUGAGACGCAAAGAACCUGAGCCUCAGUUAAGUCCAGGCCCCAGAUACUGAAACCCCCAUCAGGUGGGAGACACUAAGCCUGCUGCCCACCAGCAUGGAGAACCCAGAGCAGUUGGAGCCAGAAGGUUUCUGAUGCUGUCUGCCACUUACCUCACCACCAGCCAAUCAAAGAAGAGUUCAUGACCUGACCACACCCACUUUGAGCCAUUACUAUAAAACGCCUCACUAACCCCUAUUGUUUGAGACACACAGUUUUGAGGGCAUUAGCCCACUGUGGCCCGUUUGCUUGGCAAAGCAAUAAAGCCAUUCUUUUCUACUUAAUUGAAAAAGAAGGGGAAAAGGAAAGAAAAAAAAAAAAACCGAAUGCUUAUUCCUGAAAUUCUUGGCUUUCUGACUUGGAAAAGCACACUUGUGUUCAUGCUAAUUAUUUAUUAACAUUUCUUUUCCACAGUACACAUAUACUCUGUUGUUUAAUAUGGUUCUUGAAGAUGCUUGUAAAAUUAACCUGUUGGAGAUAUUUUUACCCUAGUUUAGUAAAAUCUUUGGAAAUGUUUAUUUAGAUAAUAUAAUGAAACAGUUUACUCCAGCAAUUUUCCAAGUGUUUUUAAAAUUUCAGUUUCAAAUUAGGCUAGUAUGUAAUGUGUUACAUUGUUUACUUUUCUAGUGUAAUAAAAAGUGUUUUCAGUUUUCCUUAGCAA